CCUCCUCCAAACAGUCGCUACGGGGGGACGCGGAGACCUCCCUCUCACCCAGUGAGUACGGCCUGUCUAAAGUAUUCCCACUCCCUCUCCCUCCCCAUGUCCAUUAUCUCAGGGUAUAAUUCAGAGCCGGAACGUGGUGGUGGUCCUGAUGAUUCCGGUUCCAUGAAUUCCCUACGGGUCUCCGUGCGAGGCCUUCCUGCCCUGGCCUUCAUGGCCGGCGCCACCUCUGACCCCCGCUUCCGCCUAAAAUGGAGGGCCAUCACCGUGGCAACACUCAUUGCCCUCGCCCUGCUGUUCUACCUGCACCAGACGACGGGGGUCGGAACUGGCGGCGAUGACGUCUUCGGCGUCUCCUCUGACCGCUUCCAUCACCAUGGUAACGGGGCGCAAAGCUGGUGGACGAACAAUGACAAUGAAAUAAACAGUAAUGGGAACCGUCACCCGGUGGCUGCAGUGGGGAACAACGGCGGCGUCACCUCGAAUAAUAAACACUACAACGACACAUAUCCUCUCAGUCCCCCGGAGAGGAUGGCGUCUGGGAGCAUCCGUUACCGUAUUGGGGUGAUCGCAGACUUGGACACGGCCUCAAUGAGCACCAAGGGUCAGACGUGGUUCAGCGUCAUGCGGAGGGGCCACCUGGUGGUGUCUGAGAGUGGGGACCGAGUGGAGGUGGAGUGGGACGCAGACAGCCUGACCCUGGAGAGCCACCUGGCUGAGAAGGGACGAGGUAUGGAGCUGUCGGAGCUAGUUGCGUUCAACGGUCACCUGUACAGUGUAGACGACCGUACAGGAGUUGUCUACAGGAUAGAGGGGAACCAGGCGGUACCCUGGGUUAUACUGACUGAUGGAGACGGGUCUGUCUCAAAAGGGUUCAAGGCGGAGUGGCUGGCGGUGAAGGAUGAGUGCCUCUACGUGGGUGGUCUGGGUAAAGAGUGGACGACCACUACCGGAGAGUUCAUCAACGACAACCCCCAAUGGAUCAAGGUGGUGGGUUACCGCGGCAACGUGCAACACAAGAACUGGGUACCGCGUUACAACGCCCUGCGCAGCGCAGCCGGGAUUCAACCGCCAGGUUACCUGAUCCAUGAGUCUGCAGCGUGGUCCGACCGCCUCCAGCGCUGGUUCUUCCUCCCCCGCCGCGCCAGCUCCGAACGCUACGAUGAGAUCGCCGACGAGCACCGCGCCACCAACCUCCUCCUCUCUUGCCCCUCGGACUUCCGCGAAAUCACCGUGGGGCACGCUGGACCCCUCCACCCAACGCACGGUUUCUCCUCGUUCAAGUUCGUACCGGACACCGACGAUCAGAUCGUACUCGCGUUGAAGUCGGAGGAGGACGCAGGGAAGAUAGCGACGUACAUCCUGGCGUUUACUUUAGACGGGAGGAUGUUACUGCCAGAGACGAAGAUAGGAGACCUGAAGUAUGAAGGACUGGAGUUCAUUUAAAAUGGAUGAGGAGGAAAGAGAGGAGGGAUGGAGAAAUCCUGAGGAGAGACUGGAGAGAGGGUUGGUUUUUAGAACUUACCUCCCUGUGGCCUGACACACCUGUGAAGUAGUGUGAUGAGGUAGGAGGACUCUGUUCCAGGAAGGGUUACGGUCCCAGUCAUCACCAACAAGGUUGUCCAGAGAAAUGACUAGUGUUUGGUGACAGACACCCUAAGAUUCUUCACACACUUCCUGGCCCCCAAAUGAGUCUGGGUAAUGUAGUCCACUAAGUUUGGGUUUAAACAGACAGC
Oncorhynchus masou masou (cherry salmon) is the source of this 1733-nucleotide messenger RNA. It is a transcript of the gene cant1b, whose product is annotated as calcium activated nucleotidase 1b. The transcript is spliced from 6 exons. The record is from RefSeq and is a predicted model, not a curated record. Gene Ontology annotation, molecular function: GDP phosphatase activity; calcium ion binding; UDP phosphatase activity. Gene Ontology annotation, biological process: proteoglycan biosynthetic process. Lineage: Eukaryota; Metazoa; Chordata; Actinopteri; Salmoniformes; Salmonidae. Bases 97 to 1443 code for a protein of 448 amino acids.